This is a messenger RNA of Pelobates cultripes (western spadefoot toad), 369 nucleotides long. The record is from the annotation of a GenBank genome assembly. Lineage: Eukaryota; Metazoa; Chordata; Amphibia; Anura; Pelobatidae.
AUGGUACACAACCAGCCCGACAUGGGGAGAGGCAGAAAAUCAAAUCAAGGCUCAGCGGUGGCCCCGAUAUUACAAAGCCGCAAGGAAGAAGGCCCAACACGCGUCGAGGAAGGCAACGAUUACGACACCGACUCGGCCGCAAGUGACACAAACCACGGGGCUACCACCGCUCUUACAAGUGAGGAUCUCAGACACCUACUGAGAGAAAUCAAGAUAAAUAUGGCGACAGAAUUCACUAAGCACCUAACGUCUAUCAAUGAAGGCCUCAGUGACCUCGCGCAAUGUGCUACUGAUAUGGAGGAGUGGAUGGACCAAGCAACCUCACGGUCCACUGCACACGAGAAUGCAAUAGAGGAACUAAGAGACCAG